AACUCAAUCGUUCUUCAUGUUUUAUCCUCGUCUUAUUAAACUGUCAGCUGCGUUUUUCGCUUUUCACUGCGCAAUAUGUGAAUAUUUUUUCCUUUUGUUGGCUUACUUUGACUGUCUUUCAAAGAUAUCCUGCAGCACAUUGGCUGUGUCCUCGCUCAGACAGGAAGACAGAUGUCAGACCUGUCUCUCUCUCUCUCUCUUUUCUGUUUAGUGCUCUCUCCCUCUCUCUCUGUGUCCCAGAAGCAGUACAAAUCCUGGCUUUCCUCAAUACUCUAUUAGCCUGCUCUGCUCGCUCCACACUCUCAGACACACGAGAACACGACACACGCACACACACACACAACACAGGAUCAUCACAAGGGGACACGCACACACCUCUCCUGGAGCUCCUGCUGAACAAGAGGAGGAGAAAAGAGGUUGGAAGAAGUUGGCCUGAAGUCCUGCGAACGCCUUCAAACUGCUGGGAUGAGGUGGUGGCUGGUGGUGGCCAGUCUGUGGCUGCUAGUGGUGCUGACCAUUGUGGAUGCUCAGGCUAGACCUCAGACCCCGAACCGAGGAACUCGCAGGGAGAAGAAGAAGAGGGACGGACAAGGUCAUAGGCAGGCUGGAGCGGGACGCUUCAGACCUAUGAAGAUUAGACUGGUACCUGGUCCCAGCACCCAAGUGGAGCCUGACGAAAACCAAGGAAACACUCUGUUCCUGAAUACUUACAAAAACGUACAAGAGCAGCACUCAACUUACAAUGUUAUCCCAGGUAAGCAGGGCCAUUGUGUGUACCAAGGUCUGACCAUGUUUGACCAGGCUGUCUGGUCUCCAAAGCCCUGUGUGACUUGUCAGUGUACCGGGGGACGGGUGGUUUGUGACGAGAUCACCUGUCCGAUCAUACACUGCCAUUUCCCUUUCACUCCUGCUGGGGCAUGCUGCCCUGUCUGCACGGAGCCAGAACCUGAUCUCAGCCUUGACCUCUCUGGUGACUCCCCAGUUCCCAAUGACCCAGAUGAUGACGUAAUCCCGCUGAGCCAGGAUGAGAUCCAGCAAAUCCUCUGGAGAGAAGAAGAGGAGCAUCGUGAAGAGGAGGAACGCCUGAGAAAGAAGGAUGAGACAAGGAAAAAGAGGAGGAAGAACAGGAAGGAGCAGGAGGACAGACAAAGGAAGAUAGUGGAGGAGAAGAGGAAGGAAGAAGAGGAAGCUUUGAGGGUGCAGUUGGAGACAGAAGAGGAAGAGUGGAGGAAGAAGGAGGAAGAGAGGAGGAGAGAGGAGGAGGAAAGCAGAAAGAAGCUGGAGGAAGCAAGGAGAGAAGCAAGGGAGAAAGAAAGGGAGUUAGAAGAGGAAAGGAGGAAACAGGAGGAGAUAUUGAGGAAAGAAAUAGAGGCACUAGUGGAGGAGGAAGAGAAGCGUCAGGAGGAAGAAGAGAUGCAAAAGGAAUGGAGGAAGCAGGAGCAGAAGAGGAGGAACGAGGAAGAGGAAGACAGAAGGAAGAGGGAGGAAGCAGUGAGAGAAGCAAGGGAGAAAGAAAGGGAGUUAGAAGAGGAAAUGAGAGAGCAGGGAGAUAGACUGAGGGAAGAACUACUGGAACUUCUGGAAAAAGAGGAAGAAAAGCGUCAGGAAGAAGUAGAGGAGGAAGAGGUGUGGCUGAGGGGAGAUGUGUUUCAGAUGCCUCCAAAAGAACCUGAAGAACCCCAGGAACCAGAGCUCCUCCCGACCCCCAUCCCAAGGCCUGCUACAACAGGGGAGCUGGACGAACUGGAGGAGCUGGAGGAGCUAGAGGAGCUGGAAGAGCUGGAGGAGAUUGAAACAGAGCGGGAGGAGAUUGAAACGGAAGUGGAGGAGAUUGAAACAGAGGUAGAUGAGUUUGAAACAGGGGUGGAGGAGGAAGAUGAAGAGAGGGAAGUUGUGGUCGUGAACCAAGAUAGCCUCCCUCCAGGCUGCGAUUUUUCUGAUGUCACAGUGACGUGUGAUAAUGCCAAACUCAUCUACUUCCCUGCUCUGGCCAUACCAGAGCUCAAAUCUCUGAGUCUGGAGGGCAACAGCAUCAGCAGCAUCCCAGCAGGAGCCUUUAAUGGCAUUCCAAACCUGGAAUGGAUCAACCUGAAGAAAAACAAACUCACCUCUGCUGGCAUUGAUGCUAAAGUCUUUAAAGGUCUGAAGAACUUAAGGCGCCUAUACUUGGAUGGGAACCUUCUCGAAGCAGUGCCCUAUGACCUUCCUCCCACCCUGCAGGAGCUGAAGAUUAAUGAGAACCAACUAAGAGGAAUCAGUGAAAAGAGCCUCAAAGGUCUGGGCAGCCUGGUGAUUCUGGAGUUAGAAGGAAAUCUGCUGAGUGAGGGGAAUGUAGAGCCUCUGGCAUUUGCUCCCCUCAUGGAGCUCUGCUACCUCAGACUGGGCAGAAACCACUUCCGUACCAUACCACAAGGCCUUCCCACACCAUUACUGGAGCUGUACUUGGAAAACAACCUGAUUGAGGAAAUCUCAGAGUCAGUUUUUAAUCAGACGCAAAGUCUUAAUCUGAUUUCUCUCAGACACAACAGGCUGGAUGAAAGCAGGAUUGCUCCAUUGGCCUGGAUCAACCACAGGAAUCUGGAGUCCAUUGACCUGUCACACAAUGAUCUCUACUUGGUGCCCAGCUACCUUCCUAGAUCUCUGGUCCACCUAGUGCUGGUGGGGAAUAACAUUGAGAGGAUACCAGGUUAUGUCUUUGCUCAUAUGGACCCUGGUAUUGAGUACCUCUACCUCUCCUACAAUAAACUGGAUGGGGAGGGAAUCGAACCAGAGUCUUUCUUUGGCUCAUACAACUCAAUGGUGGAGCUGUGUCUGGAUCAUAAUCAGCUGGUCAGUGUGCCAUCUGGCGUCAACGAGAUGACAAACAUACACUUCCUGAGACUCAACAAUAACAACAUCAGGAGUAUCCCUGAGGACAGUAUCUGUGACCCAGAGCACAGUGGAGAUUCGACUUUGGUGGCCGUAAGGCUAGAAAACAACUACAUAGAUCCCAAGAAGAUCUCUCGAUCAGCCUUUUCCUGUGUACGCUCCUCCUCUAGUGUGGUCUUAAAACCCCAGAAGACCAAGUGACCUGAGUUCAUCCAUCAGAAAAUCUUAAAAGACACUUGCUGAAACCCUCAAAAACAAACAGGACAAGUUUGUUUUUUAAUAUGCCGACAAGCUGAAAAGUAAGAUAAAUUCUCUCCUCACUAUCUCUCAUGCUGUUUGUUACUGGAAUUAGGCCCUCAUGAUGAUUUAGAAAAAUGGUGUUCAGAUGUCUGAUGUACAGGUUGAACAUGGAAAAAAUGGAAUUUAACUGUCAAGAGUUACUACGGAUAUAAUCCACCAUUUGGGAAUCUUCAAUCCUGUCAUAUCCUUGGACUAAACUCUUAGGUCUGCAAAGUUGUUUUGCAGGGUUGCCUGGCCCACCUUGAACUUGUAUGAUGGAAACAGAACACCACCUAACAUCAAAACCAAACACAUCGCCGCCUUAGUAAAAUGUUAAACUCUCUACAAUGGAAAGAAUUUCUGCACCAUGCACAGUCAAAUCAGAAUGUGAAUAAAGAAAUGGAAAGAUUCCUGUGAAGUGAGACUACAAACCCAACACAUUAUAUUUAACAACCUCACCACCUUCAUGUUCCAUUUCUCAGACCUGUUUCUUCCAACCCCCCUCUUUCAUAAAACCUCUUACAAGGAGAGUGAGAGGUGGAGGUGAGAGGAAAGUUUAAAGGACUAAGAUGUUGAAGAGUUAAUCUCUCUGACAGAUUAAGAGACAGACGAUGUAACUACAUGUAUGUUCAUUUCUUAAAUGGCAUACAUUUCAUUAGCCUGUUAUGGGCGGAUUUCUAAAAACAGGGCUGUUUUCUUAAGGGUCUCAAAACAAAAUUAUGCCUCAAUCACACUAAAGGUCUGAAAAUAUCCCAAAACUACAAACCUGUGUAGUAGUGGUGUAACAUAAGUCAAUAUCACCUCUGACUGUGAUUAAAAGAAAGCUUUUGCAGCUAGUGAGAGGGAAUCCUUUGGGUUAGAGUAGAUUUUUUUAUACAGUUAUACAUUGCUGUUUAAAUAAAUUGACCUUCCGAAACAAUCUGAAAACAGUUGUAUUUUAAUAAACGCGCCCUGUUGUUUGCUCUUGGCUGGCCAAUAUGCAUAACUUAUAUGCCAAAAUGUUUUAUUGUUUUGAUUCACAUAGUAUAAUAUAUAUAACUUCGCUAUAUUCCCAUUACAGCAAACUUUAAAAUGCUGUUCACAAACAACCACUACUUUAUAUGAAAAAGAAACACCUACAUUCUGAUAUUAUAGCUACACAACUACUGAAAUAAAAGCAUAAUUAUGAGAUUAAAGUACUGGUAGCCCCAAUAUGUCCCAAAAUGUAAUAUAAAUAAACUCAUUAAUGAAGCAAUAACACAUCCUUGCUGCUGUGAUGGGCCAUAAAGAUUUCUGGGACACAAAUUCUAUCAACUAUUUAAAAUCUUAGUCAUCAAUGAUAUAGAUGCAGAUGACAGGGACUUUACAUGCCUAGUUGUGAUACCCUUCUUACUGAACUUGGUCAUAUGGUGAUUUUGACAAAAUUCCAAUCAAUAGUGAAAUAAAUACAUGUUUGUAACUGUUUUACAUCCUUCCACCCUUUCAGCUUACUGCCAACUUGAAAAUGCAAGAAUUCAGGAAUUUUAUAAGCCUGAUUAUAAAUCAGACACGCCAAUCAGACACAAGCCAGACAUAUACUAAUUAAUUAAAGAAAAUCGAAGUGUCACUCAAAGGUCUGCCUUCAUGUUUCCAUCUGUUGAACAUGUUGAGGUUUACUAGGAUCAGAUUCAUGUUGACACUGAAUGCAAAUACUCAACCUGUGAGGUGUACAGAAUGGCGCACAUAUAUAAAAAGAAGUAGAUUUGGAUUUCCCAGGAUCCCUUGAGCUCCUUCAUUGUCAGCAAAUCCACCUCAUUGAGAAAUAUAGUAAUUAUGACAAACUAUCGCAUCAGGCCUCAGGGAAUAGAGCCAUCAUGUCUGUUAACGAAGGAGUCAUGAUAAAAGGUUGUGAUCUUCGCAUCACGUGUCUAUUACCCUCAAAAAAAUACAUAUUUGAAAUAGUAUUUUUAUGAGCUGCUAGCCAACUUUAACAUAAUAUUUUCCUCAGUAAGCCUGAGGUUUAGGAUCAUUUACUCUGGUAGCGGACAGAUCAAAGGACAAAUGGAAAAGCUAAAAUGUGAGGACAAAAACCUCAGCUACUUCAGACAGAAGAAUUGGAAAUAUAUUCGUUGUUUAUAAGCACAAAAAACAAAUCUGAAAGAAGAAAAGCAAUAUAAUCAACAACCAGUAAAGUCGUGUCGGUUUUAAGGAGCUAGAAGACGACCAGUUGUAGAUGGAAAGAUGUUUUCAAUGAACCCGAAGCGCAAAGAUUAAAGGUGUUCCUGUAGAAAAGAGAGAACUCUUGACGACUGCCAACAUGAACAGCUGCUGUGUUCAUCAGUCUCCCAAAUCAGCACAUGGAGGAACAAUCUAAAAGUCAUUAUUCAUAUGACCCCUUCAAUGUUCCUUAGUAUUAGAACAUCCUUUGCUGAAAAUUCGUCCCUCUGUACUCAGCAGUUAUUUUAUCAUGUACCAGUGAUUACUCAAAGGUUGGACCUAAACAGUCUCAAGUUUUCAUUGUCAAGCCACUUGUUCUGGGUGGUAGGUACAAGCAAAAUCAUAUUGCCGCAAUAAGGUUUGUUUCUUGUUUGCAGCAAUUGUUGCUAAGGUGUGAGAAAUUACAUGUUAGCAUAGUAUAAGUAGUUACCAACUAUAAGCCAUUGUUACACGUGUACAUUUAGAAACAUGGAGGUAGAAUGGUGGUAUUGGUAACCUGAGUUUGUAUCAGUGUUUUGACAUGUUCACUUGUAACCCCCUGUAGCAAAAAGUCUGCUCGCUGUAUACAAACACCUAAGACAAACUUUUAGGUGUAGUCUGACCAUAACUCUGUUUCUCUCAUGAUUAUUAUUGAAGUGAUUACAACCAAGGUGUCUAAAAUACAAUCCACUUACUAAUCAGCAGAUUAUCCUCUUGUAGAUUAACAUGCUAUUAGCUUUUGACAACUAUAAUUCUGUAAAAAUUAAUUAGCAGUGGUGUUGUACUUGUGUCAACAUGUUGAUUCUUGAUUCCAGUAUAACCAUAGCUUUGAUAACACUUGCAUACAAACUAUUCUUUUUUGUGCAUUUACUGUUUAAGCGAUAACAUUUGAACCCAGAUAAAUACAUUUCUGAAAAAAAGUA
Molecule: messenger RNA, 6224 nt
Organism: Notolabrus celidotus (New Zealand spotty)
Lineage: Eukaryota; Metazoa; Chordata; Actinopteri; Labriformes; Labridae
Gene: ecm2
Product: extracellular matrix protein 2, female organ and adipocyte specific
Exons: 12
Coding region: 466-3069 (867 amino acids)
Biological process (GO): extracellular matrix organization; positive regulation of cell-substrate adhesion
Cellular component (GO): extracellular matrix
Molecular function (GO): protein binding; collagen V binding; heparin binding
Source: RefSeq, a predicted model, not a curated record